This is a messenger RNA of Trifolium pratense (red clover), 837 nucleotides long. RefSeq names its product nodulin-related protein 2-like. The transcript has a single exon. Bases 211 to 573 code for a protein of 120 amino acids. The record is from RefSeq and is a predicted model, not a curated record. Lineage: Eukaryota; Viridiplantae; Streptophyta; Magnoliopsida; Fabales; Fabaceae. Gene Ontology annotation, biological process: response to heat; regulation of abscisic acid biosynthetic process.
CUGUUUCAAGUUUCAACAGAACACGUAUUCCCCACUCUAUUGUAUUAUUUAUGUCUGAAUCGAUAAGGUAGACCCACAUUAAAAUCUUCAACCACAAUUUUCAUAGAUAUUUUACAUUAUAAAAAUCACCACUAAGAUUAUAAAUAAUUGAAUCGAACAACCCUGUUCAAUCAUCUCAUAACUUAAAAAAAAAACAUCAACAAAAAAACAAUGGCAGCAAGCGGAGAAGAGAAGAAGAUUUCAACAAGUGAGCUUGCAGCAAGUGCAAAGAUUGUAGCAGAAGCAGCACAAUCAGGUUUCGGGAAAGAUGUUGACAAAGACAAGACAGCAGAGGCUGCAGGUGAUCUUCUAGAUGCAGUUGGUCAGUAUGCUAAAUUGGAUGAUCAGAAGGGAUUAGGACAGUAUGUUGAUAAGGCUGCUGAUUAUCUGCAUAAAUAUGAGGGUGAUACUCCACCAGCUUCCAAACCAGAUAAGCCCAAAGUUGAUGCUGCUGCUGCUAAGUCUGAAGAUGGAGGGUCAGGUGGUGGACUAGGUGGAGAUUUUGCCAAGGUUGCUGGAGGUUUCUUUAAAUGAAAAUUAUUAACUGAUUUGGAUUUAGCUUGUUAAUUGUGUCUUGAUUAUUAUCACUUUAUGUAUUGUUUUUAUCUUAUCUUAUAAUGAAUAUAGGAUAGGAUAGGAUAUGUAUGAUGUAGUAUUGUGUUGUGUGAUGAUGGAUAUGUAUUGCACCGUAGCAGAGUUGUGUUGUCCACUUUUGAACCAAGAUCUCAUGCCCCUGUUUGUUCAUGUUUUUAUUCCCAAUUCAGAUGCUAUAUACAUGUUGUGAAUUUUAUGUAGAAA